AUGCUGUAUGGACCGACCUUCCGCGACCACGACCCAAUGCGACUCGUCGACCCGAGGCACCUCCCGCAACUGAUGUCCCUUGAGGACCAUGAGCCCACCAUGGUGGAGGGGACCCUGGUGCCCCGCAACGCCACGCCUGCGGGGGAGGAAGGAGCUCCGGGUCAGCAGCACCAAUCCUUCCCCUGGGUGGUGACAGUGCUGGCCGGCGUGCUGAUCACGACCAUCGUGGUGGAUGUUAUCGGGAACCUGCUGGUGAUCGUGUCCGUGUUCAGGAACAGGAAGCUCAGGAAAGCAGGAAACGCCUUUGUGGUGAGCCUGGCUCUCGCUGACUUGGUAGUCGCCAUCUAUCCCUACCCGCUGGUCCUGACUGCCAUCUUCCACGAUGGCUGGAUCGCCGGCUACAUCCACUGUCAGAUCAGUGGGUUCCUCAUGGGCCUCAGCGUCAUUGGCUCCAUCUUCAACAUAACGGGCAUCGCCAUCAACCGUUACUGCUACAUCUGCCACAGCCUCAAAUAUGACAAACUGUUCUCCAACAGCAACACCAUGUGCUAUGUCGUGCUCGUCUGGGCACUCACCAUCCUCGCCAUAGUGCCAAACUGGUUCGUGGAGUCACUGCAGUACGACCCGCGGGUGUACUCCUGCACUUUUGCCCAGUCGGUGAGCUCACUGUAUACUAUCACGGUGGUGGUGGUGCACUUCAUCCUGCCGAUCGGCAUCGUCACCUACUGCUACCUGCGUAUCUGGAUCCUCGUGAUCCAGGUGAGGCGGAGGGUCAAGCCAGACUCACGGCCCAAGAUCAAGCCGCACGACCUACGCAACUUCCUCACCAUGUUCGUAGUGUUCGUGCUCUUCGCCGUCUGCUGGGCGCCGCUUAACCUGAUUGGCCUGGCAGUGGCGCUGGACUCCAGGCUGAGCCGGGCGAUACCAGAGUGGCUGUUCACGGCCAGCUACUUCAUGGCGUACUUCAACAGCUGCCUCAAUGCCGUCGUCUACGGUGUCCUGAAUCAUAACUUCAGGAAGGAGUACAAGAGGAUCGUUCUGAUAAUCUUCAAGUUUCACUGCUGA
Molecule: messenger RNA, 1065 nt
Organism: Acanthopagrus latus (yellowfin seabream)
Lineage: Eukaryota; Metazoa; Chordata; Actinopteri; Spariformes; Sparidae
Gene: mtnr1al
Product: melatonin receptor type 1A like
Exons: 2
Coding region: 1-1065 (354 amino acids)
Biological process (GO): G protein-coupled receptor signaling pathway
Cellular component (GO): membrane
Molecular function (GO): melatonin receptor activity
Source: RefSeq, a predicted model, not a curated record